UCCAGCUUCAGACGCUGCAUGCAGCAGAGCGCCUCACACACGCACAGUGGCCAUGAUGCAGGCAGUUUUACCUAGCGAAGGACAAUAGAGAGCUCCUACGUCUUCUGACGGCGGAGAUCAAGUGUAUGGUGUGGGAGGAGGAAGUAGUACUUUUCUACUACUUUGUUGCCGUGUUAUGACAUAUGCGGAGGGUCGGCGCGGGCCAGACACUUGGCUCUUGCUGGCCGGACCUGGCCCGCGGGCCGCCAUUUGGGGUUCGCACGGCAUUCACUCAUUUUUGCUUCACAUGGCCACAGGUUGUCGCUGUUUGUCACGCCGCUGAUAACACCCCGGCCAACCAGUAAUCGCAUCUCUCCUCUCCUCUCCCCUUGCCCUCCCCGUUUUCUUCCUCUCCCGACAGUAGCACGCCUCAGAUUAGAUGCAGUGUGACCAGCAGCACCGAGCGCAGACACCGUCCAGCCACCCACCGUCCGCACACCAGCGCAGCAAAAAUACAACCCAAACGAUGACAUUCAUACAGAAACGACAGAAGCCAUCAGUUAUUUGACAACUUCCGACCCCUGCACACCUUGGCGUCGCCCCUUUGCUGUAAGUGCCCUGGUCCAACUGUCCGGCCUUCCAGUCCAGCAGGACCAUGAUGCUCAGCAGCUCUUUGGAGGUACCCAGCCCGGGCGGGAUGAGCGGCCUCAGUGGGUUUACCGCUGCAGCCCGGAAUGUGGUGCGCUCCUCCAGCAUCUCGGGGACCAUGUACAGCCUGGAGAAGAGUCCCGGCAGCGUAGGCCUGGACUCCGCAUCUUUGAGUGGCAACAAGAAGCGGCGCUCCAGUCUCGGCGCAAAGAUGGUGGCCAUUGUGGGGUUGUCACAGUGGAGCAAGAGCACGCAGCAGCUCAACCAGCAAGGUGGCGGGACAAAGAAGCUUCGCAGCACCAUCCGACGUAGCACUGAGACCGGCAUCGCCAUGGAGAUGAAGAACCGAGUGACACGGCAGGGCAGCAAAGACUCAACCGACGGCAGCACCAACUCCAACAGCUCUGACGGAACGUUUGUCUUCCCCACCACACGCCUUGGGCCUGGGAGCCAGUUCAGUGACUUCCUGGAUGGACUAGGCCCUGCUCAGAUUGUAGGCAGGCAAACACUAGCUACACCCCCCAUGGGGGAUGUCCACGUAGGCAUGGUAGACAGAGGAGGGCAGCUGGAGGUGGAGGUCAACCAGGCUAGAGGGUUGAUCCCUAAACCUGGCUCCAAGAAUAUACCAGCGACCUAUGUAAAGGUGUAUGUCCUGGAGAACGGAGUGUGCUUGGCUAAGAAGAAAACCAAAGUCAUGAAGAAGACUCUGGACCCCACCUACCAGCAGCCUCUCUUGUUUGAUGAGAGUCCUCAGGGAAAGGUCCUACAGGUAAUAGUGUGGGGGGAUUACGGCCGUAUGGACCACAAGUGCUUCAUGGGAAUGGCCCAGAUCCUCCUGGAGGACUUGGACUUUUCUGCCACAGUCAGCGGCUGGUACAAGCUUUUCCCUACCUCCUCUCUGGCAGACCCCAGCAUCGGACCCCUCACCAGACGCCUUUCCCAAUCCUCCCUGGAGAGCGCCACCAGCCCCUCAUGCACCUAGACACACCAGUUUACACCCACAUGCACAGGCACAGGCACAUGCAGCGCCAUGCAAACACGGACACACGUACUGUAUAUACACAACUUCUGUAUUUGAAGUACAAAACAGGUAGGCACACACACACACACACACACACACACACACAUAACCACAUCACCUUGUGGAUCUACGCAGGAAGACACAUGACAUAAUAACUGAUCUCAUUGACAUAAAUACACCCACUGACAGGUCACCUAAUCCUGUGGUGGACAUUUUUUCUCCACAUUGUCACCCACUGAUCGGUGUUUUUGGUUGAUUAAGUUUAGAUGUUUACAGCUGAGCAAAUGAACAUGUAGCAUUUUUCACCCUCUCAUUUCCUACCAAGACGCAACAGUCCAUGUGGUGCCAUGUUCUACACUCCCAGUUACCAGAACUCUGUGGCAUGACAUCAUCCCAGGGCCACCCUGAUGCCAGUUUCUAAACUCUCUAUGCCAAACUAAGAUUUUUAUUUUUAUUUUUUAAAACCAAAGCAAUUGCUAUUGUUGUUAUUAUUAUUACUAAGUAGUAGGUUAACCAGUAUACAAUAUAACAUAUGGAUAUGUAGCAGAGUCAAUGUAGAUGUAAUACAAAAAAGAAGAUACAUUCUACAAACAUGAGCUGAGAACAGUAGGCCAAACACAUAAACAUACCUAGGCAACAGACUUGGAUGAUCACAUAAUGGAUAUUAUGUGAGGUAGCAACACUGCUAUUCUAUAUUUGUCACAGGGCAGAGUUUAUAUAUGUAUAUAUAUAUAUAUAUAUAUAUAUAUAUAUAUUAAUAGAUAGUUAAAUACUUAUUUGUGUGGUUACAUAUGUAUUGGCUGCAUUCUGCAUGUUUGGUUGCAACCCUUAUAGAGACAUUUUAAAGUGCUUAAGUCUUUUUAUUUAGCUUGCCAUGACCAAUGUAGUAGGAGUAUAGUGCUACUUUACUUUGCAAUCCAUCCUGAAAUAGAGCACUGCACUGAGUCAGUGAGAAAGACUCAGGGAGAGCGCCAUCAUCAACAUCCGCAGAAGAAGAGAACAAUUAGUCAGCCAGCAACACAUUCGCUGAGGAGCAAAUUUUUGAUCCUGCCUUCAUCUGGAGAGUGGAUGACUGUUGUAAUGCAAGGUGCUCAGCACAAAAGCUUUAGUAUGGAGGUUCUUGUGCUCAACAUCCAGGGGGUGCCACAGUCUCUCACUCGCUUCCUCUCUGUACACCAGCACCUAGACUUGUUUGAAUUUUCCGGUUGAUUUUCCCGUUUUGAUGUCAAAUUUUUUUCACAUGCUUCUUGAUUGACAAAAGAGGCAGGGGAGGUGGUGAGCAUGCCUCUUUCUUUUUCCACGUCUGGUCAGAUCACAGCCAGACAUCCAACCACAGGCAAGGUACCAACUAUAUACCUUAAUUUAUGAAGGUAAAUAUGUUGCAAAAUGUAAGCGCUUGUAGACUGGAUUUGUGAAGUUGUAGAAAAAAUUUGAACCUGUAUGUUGAAAUUUUCACUCAGAAAAAAUUCACACCUGUGUUCUGAAUU
Scophthalmus maximus (turbot) is the source of this 3135-nucleotide messenger RNA. RefSeq names its product regulating synaptic membrane exocytosis 3 (gene rims3). The record is from RefSeq and is a predicted model, not a curated record. Lineage: Eukaryota; Metazoa; Chordata; Actinopteri; Pleuronectiformes; Scophthalmidae. Gene Ontology annotation, molecular function: small GTPase binding; transmembrane transporter binding. Gene Ontology annotation, cellular component: cytoskeleton of presynaptic active zone; presynaptic membrane. The transcript is spliced from 7 exons. Bases 635 to 1609 code for a protein of 324 amino acids. Gene Ontology annotation, biological process: positive regulation of synaptic transmission; regulation of membrane potential; regulation of synaptic plasticity.